This is a messenger RNA of Oncorhynchus nerka (sockeye salmon), 3537 nucleotides long. Its product is annotated as natural resistance-associated macrophage protein 2-like. Gene Ontology annotation, biological process: metal ion transport. The transcript has 15 exons. The record is from RefSeq and is a predicted model, not a curated record. Gene Ontology annotation, molecular function: manganese ion transmembrane transporter activity; cadmium ion transmembrane transporter activity; iron ion transmembrane transporter activity. Gene Ontology annotation, cellular component: plasma membrane. NCBI's taxonomy places the organism in Eukaryota, Metazoa, Chordata, Actinopteri, Salmoniformes, Salmonidae. Bases 166 to 1938 code for a protein of 590 amino acids.
UGAACGCAGCAUCAACUGCCACACAAAGUAGGCUAUUCCAAAACAGGAAGUCAUAUUAUUUACCUGAAUACCUGACUGCACCUGCAUGCUCAUACCCAUGUCGUUCACGAGGACCUAUUAAUUAAUGGACAGGUAGCCUACCUUUUGACUUUGAAGAAGACAAGGAUGAAGCGAUUCAGUUCAUCAAAAUGUGUAUCUUUUCUGACGACAGACAGAACCCCCCAUCCUGAGAACAUCCACAUCUCCUCAUUACCUCCCAGUGUUCCUACAGACCAGGAGCCAACGCAUGGAGAAGGAGACAUGGCACAGGGGAAAGCAGUUGAGACCACACAGACACAGCGAGGAGCCCCCUCUGUCUUUCCAGAGGGCCAGAAUGGGGGAACUGAUGUAUCUAGUACCUAUUUUCACCAUAAGGUCCCCAUUCCAGAUGAUGACAGUCAGACGUGGUUCAGUUUCCGUAAGCUAUGGGCCUUCACAGGACCUGGGUUCCUGAUGAGCAUCGCCUACCUAGACCCAGGAAAUAUAGAGUCAGACCUGCAGUCAGGUGCUAAAGCAGGAUUCAAGCUGUUGUGGGUUCUUCUGGGAGCCACCAUCAUUGGUCUGCUGUUGCAGAGGCUGGCAGCCAGACUGGGUGUGGUCACUGGGAUGCACCUGGCAGAAGUCUGCAACCGCCAGUACCCCACCGUGCCACGCAUUGUCCUGUGGUUGAUGGUGGAGCUGGCCAUCAUAGGUUCAGACAUGCAGGAGGUCAUAGGUUGUGCCAUUGCAUUCAACCUCCUCUCCUCUGGCAGGAUACCUUUGUGGGGGGGUGUUCUCAUCACCAUCAUUGACACAUUUGUGUUCCUCUUCCUGGACAAGUAUGGUCUGAGGAAACUUGAGGCCUUUUUUGGGGUCCUUAUUACAAUCAUGGCCAUCACCUUUGGAUAUGAGUAUGUGACUGUGCGUCCGGACCAGGGGGAGCUGCUCAAGGGGAUGUUUAUGCCGUACUGUGAAGGCUGUGGUCCUGUGCAGCUGGAGCAGGCUGUGGGCAUCGUAGGGGCUGUCAUAAUGCCCCACAACAUCUACCUGCACUCUGCCCUCGUCAAGUCUCGACAGAUUGAUCGUUCCAGUAAGAAGGAGCUCAAGGAGGCCAACAAAUACUUCUUCAUUGAGUCGACCAUUGCACUCUUCCUCUCUUUCCUCAUCAACGUAUUUGUGGUGGCUGUCUUCGCCGAGGCUGUCUAUGGACGCACAAACAUUGAAGUGCAUGACAUCUGUAAUGCAACUGGUAUUCUUCACCUAGAUCUGUUCCCCUUGAACAAUGAGACACUGCAGGUGGACAUCUACAAAGGCGGAGUGGUUCUGGGCUGUAUUUUCGGCCCUGCAGCACUAUAUAUCUGGGCUGUGGGCAUCCUGGCAGCAGGUCAGAGUUCAACCAUGACCGGGACCUACUCAGGACAGUUUGUCAUGGAGGGCUUUUUGAACCUGCGCUGGUCCCGUUUCUCCCGGGUGCUGCUGACCCGCUCCAUCGCCAUCACGCCCACCCUGCUGGUGGCCAUCUUCCAGGACGUCACCCACCUGACGGGCAUGAACGACUUCCUGAACGUGCUGCAGAGCAUGCAGCUGCCGUUUGCUUUGAUUCCCAUCCUCACUUUCACCAGUUUAUCCUCCCUCAUGAGUGAAUUUGCCAAUGGAUUAUUUUGGAAGAUUGGGGGAGGAGUUGUGAUCUUGUUGGUGUGUUGUAUCAACAUGUACUUUGUAGUCAUCUAUGUGACCUCUCUGAACAGUGUGUGGCUGUACGUGUUGGCUGCUUUUCUCUGCAUAGCAUAUUUGGGAUUUGUGGGUUACCUGACGUGGUUAUGUCUGAUAGCGCUGGGUGUGUCCUGUCUGGAUGUGACCUGCAGGGUCAGGGACGACACCACGGUUCUGAUAGAGCAGCAGCCAGAGUUUGACUCCUGAGCAUGGUUCCUUCCUGCAUGUGUGUUUGUGUGUGAGGCUAUGGGAGGAGCCUUGGGAUAUUUGAAGGUGCUACUGUACAGAUUGUAAGAUUUGUUUACAAUUUUGAAAUGACUAAUGUUCUGUAAUGAUAUUUGCCUUUAUGACAAUUGUUAUUUAAGGAAUAUGCAUGAAUGAAAUAACAUUUAUUAUGGUACAUUUCAUUAAUUAUUUCACUUUUGUAUGUAUUGAAUUUUAAGAUAAUUGCCAUAUUAAUGAUCAUACUAGGACUUUGAUUUGUGGGGAAUUUAGAAAAGGAUUGUGAAAUGGUACUGUACACUGUAAAUGUCUAUCUAUUUACUCUGAAUUAAUUACACCCUGAAAUUGUUAAACGCAAAUAAAUGCUCCCAUUUUUUAUGUUGUGGUCAAUGAGAUUUACCAUGGAAAAAAUGGUUUCAUAAUGUAUGUGUCUAGCAUUCCUCAUCUCUGCCACAGGGAGACACUGUGGAUUCAAACAGGGUAAUGUUUGAAAAGUACCAGUACUGUAGUCUACAACAACAAACAUGGAAUGCCAUGAACGUUAACAUAUUGUAAAAAUGUAUCACCAUAGUGUUUUUAUCUGUAGGUCCACCAUGAUGAUUUUAUUUAACCUCAUGUCUUCUUUAUUGCUUCCAUAUGCAAUUGCUACCCUUCUGUAUUUAUCAAGUUCCCAUUCACAGCUAAUGUUGUUGAUUUUUGUAAUUCUUAUGCUGGUAUGAACAAUUGUGUCAUUACAUUUCCUGUAGCAAUCACUGGUAUAAGAGUUAAGCAUAUUCCCGACUGGAAGGUCUGUGACCUUUUUAAGAAAGAAGGCCAGAGCAGACAGACAGGUUUUCUUGACAUUGUGGCGGCGGGAACUUUUUCCUGUCAUGGCGACAGCAGCCUUCUGUAAGGAGGGAGAGUCUUCCCACCUCCCCUCUGUGUUUUUGUUUUUCUCAAUGAGCCGAUCUCUCCCUGUGUAGGGCUCUCUCACAGCCUGUCCAGCAGGCCCCUUUCCUGGAAACAUAGCCCAGCAGAGGCCACUAAGGGGCAGAGGAGGGAGGCCAGGGCGGCUUCUUCCAGGAAAUCACAUGAUCCUGGACCUAAAGUCCCAGUCCUACAUAAAACCUAAGAAGUGACCAAUCUCCAUGGUAUCAGGAUGCUAUUGACAAUGUUGCACAGUUCUGUAAGUAAGUAUUGAGGCACACAUGGGACAUGUAUGCUAUAUUUCCUGAGUGAUUGGAGAUAUGUAAUAUGGUUAAUUGCAGUUUUGUAGGAAUAGAAACUACAACAUCCAGUGUGUUAUUUUUUAUUCUGAACAAUAUAUUCUCAUAUCAAUAUUGUUAUAUAAUUUUAUUAUUUUUUAACAGAAUUUAUUAAGAUGAAGUUUGAUGGUGAAUAGAUAAUUAUCUGCUAAUUUUUGUUGUUUUGUACAAAGAUUGAUGUUUGAUGUCAUGUGAAACAGGUGAAGGAUGGACCGGUAGAAGCUAUAUUUGCCUCAGGAUGCUUUAACCCUAUCCUCUGCUGUUGACUAAGAUUGGAACAAAAUGAAAUAUUUGAAAAUUACUCUGUCAUUUAUUAAGUCUAAUUAAACAUUUUAAAACA